AUGCAGGUCGCUCAGCAGCGUGCAUUCGCUUCUCGCGCCCGCACUGUGCGGUGCUACGCUAUCAAGGAUGGUGCCGCCCUUGACAGGCCCCUGCGCGUGGCUGUGAUCGGUGGCGGGCCCUCGGGUGCCUGCGCGGCCGAGACCCUCGCCCAGGGAGGCGUGGAGGUGGCUCUCAUCGAGCGCAAGAUGGACAACUGCAAGCCCUGCGGUGGCGCCAUCCCCCUGUGCAUGGUUGAGGAGUUCGACCUCCCCCAGUCCAUCAUCGACCGCAAGGUCACCAAGAUGAAGAUGAUCUCGCCCUCCAACCGCGAGGUGGACGUGGGCAAGACCCUCAGCGAGACCGAGUACAUCGGCAUGUGCCGGCGCGAGGUGUUCGAUGACUACCUGCGCAACCGCGCGGCCGAGAAGGGCGCCAAGCUCGUCAACGGCCUCAUGAUGCGCAUGGAGCAGAAGGAGAACGAGGGCCCCAUCACCAUCCACUACAACUCCUACGAGGAGGGCGGCAAGGUCGGCACCCCCGCCAGCAUGGAGGUCGACCUGGUCAUCGGGGCCGACGGCGCCAACAGCCGCGUGGCCAAGGAGAUCGACGCCGGGGACUAUGACUACGCCAUCGCCUUCCAGGAGCGCAUCCGCAUCCCCGACGACAAGAUGAAGUACUACGAGAACCUGGCGGAGAUGUACGUGGGCGAUGAUGUCAGCCCUGACUUCUACGGCUGGGUGUUCCCCAAGUACGACCACGUCGCGGUGGGCACCGGCACCGUCGUCAACAAGACCGCCAUCAAGCAGUACCAGCAGGCCACCAGGUGUGGGGGGGAUGCUUGUUUGUGCUUUUGGGGGGGAUGGUGUGUGUUCAUGUGA
Messenger RNA from Monoraphidium neglectum, 858 nucleotides. Its product is annotated as geranylgeranyl reductase. The record is from RefSeq and is a predicted model, not a curated record. Gene Ontology annotation, cellular component: chloroplast thylakoid membrane. The transcript has 4 exons. Lineage: Eukaryota; Viridiplantae; Chlorophyta; Chlorophyceae; Sphaeropleales; Selenastraceae. The coding region runs from base 1 to 858 and encodes 285 amino acids. Gene Ontology annotation, biological process: chlorophyll biosynthetic process. Gene Ontology annotation, molecular function: FAD binding.